Molecule: messenger RNA, 1089 nt
Organism: Trichomonas vaginalis G3
Lineage: Eukaryota; Parabasalia; Trichomonadida; Trichomonadidae
Product: cysteine S-palmitoyltransferase protein
Exons: 1
Coding region: 1-1089 (362 amino acids)
Biological process (GO): peptidyl-L-cysteine S-palmitoylation; protein targeting to membrane
Cellular component (GO): endoplasmic reticulum; Golgi apparatus
Molecular function (GO): protein-cysteine S-palmitoyltransferase activity
Source: RefSeq, a predicted model, not a curated record
AUGCAUAAAAAUGGCUUUGUUGGAAAAACAUAUCGAUUUAUAACAAAUAUUUUCCCAAAUUUCAUCCGAAAAGUCUUUUGCAGAUGUCUCCCUCAAAAUGAAGAAAAUGUUAGAGAUGGUUGCAUUGGUCCUGGCAGCCCAUUCAAGUAUUCAAUUGCAGUUUUCUUCUACAUCAUUUACAUAUUCUUCAUUAUUGUAUAUUUAGGAAGUGUUUAUCCUCAUAUUAGCGAUAUUUACAGCUAUCCUCAAUUUCACAGAUUUUUCUCAAUAUGGGUUCUUCCAUGGACAUGUGUUUGCUUUUUAAUCUUUCAAAUAGCAGACCCUGGUGUUAUUAAUGCCAAAAAUGUUAAUGGAUAUCUUAAAAUGUACCCAUUCGAUGACGUAAUGUAUCGACCAAAUAUUUGCCCUACACAACACAUUCCGAUAGUAUCAAGAUCGCGUUAUGAUCGCUGGACUAAAAGAAGAAUUGCUGUUUAUGAUCACUACUGCCCAUGGGUUUGUGCGCCGAUUGGGGAAAGAACUCGAAGAGUGUUUCUUGCCUUCUUAUUCUUUACAGUUCAAGCAUCAGUUUACUACACAUUAGGCUACUUUUUAACUCUUAGAUACUUAAUUACCACUAUGAAUGGCUGGCCAGAGCCAAAUGUUACCUUAUUUGAUAAAGUCACAAAUUGCAUAACGGUUUGUGUGUCACUAUGGCCUUAUCUUUCAUGUGCAUUCUUCGCUUUGUUUGUUAUUGGACUUUCAUUAUUUAUUUUCAUGUGCAUACAGGUUUUAACUAUUUCCCGUAACGAAACUCAAAUUGAAACAGCGAAACUUAAAUAUCUACGUAAAAAGAAACUCAUUCAAAAGAAUCCUUAUAAUAUCGGUUUCAUAAAGAACUGGAAACAAGUUCUUUUCCCACCAAAAAUACCUCUAUGUGACCCAUAUGUUCCUGAUAUUGAUGAAAAUGAAAUCCUUUAUAUUACAGGUCUUUUGCUUCUCCCAGAUGAAAAGAAUCCCGAUAUUAUGACCGUUCAAAAGUCAACUUGGUCACUGAAGCCUAAGGAAAGCGAAAAGAAGGAUGAUGAUCAAAAACAAAAGAAAGAAUAG